Sphaeramia orbicularis (orbiculate cardinalfish) is the source of this 2539-nucleotide messenger RNA. RefSeq names its product hippocampus abundant transcript 1 protein-like. Bases 223 to 1761 code for a protein of 512 amino acids. NCBI's taxonomy places the organism in Eukaryota, Metazoa, Chordata, Actinopteri, Kurtiformes, Apogonidae. Gene Ontology annotation, cellular component: membrane. The transcript is spliced from 12 exons. Gene Ontology annotation, biological process: transmembrane transport. Gene Ontology annotation, molecular function: transmembrane transporter activity. The record is from RefSeq and is a predicted model, not a curated record.
GUUCGGUGUGACUUUCCGCCGUCGGUGUUGCGGUCGGAGCUCGGACGGACGGACCGGAUCGUAUUUACCGGGACUGGACCGUGUGGGACUCGCCCGUGUGUCUGUCGGUUCGGGGUUAGCCUGUCCGGGGCUACAGCAGGACGAACCCUGGAAGCAGCACCGGCCGAACGGCGGAUCUCCACCCGCCAUGGAUGCUUCGUGAGCCGGGGCCGGUGUGAGGACAUGUCCGGGGAGCCGCCGUCAGCCGGACCGGGCCGGGUGGUUCUGGUCAAGAAGAUCAUCAUGAAGGACGGAGCUGGGCUGCAGCAGGGCGUGGGGCGGCCCAGCGUCUACCACGCAGUGGUCGUCAUCUUCCUGGAGUUCUUUGCUUGGGGUCUGCUGACCACGCCCAUGCUCACGGUUUUACAUGAAACGUUUCCUCAGCACACGUUCCUGAUGAACGGCCUCAUCCAGGGAGUCAAGGGGCUGCUGUCCUUCAUGUCGGCUCCUCUGAUUGGUGCGUUGUCUGAUGUGUGGGGGCGGCGCUCCUUCCUGUUGGUCACCGUCUUCUUCACUUGCGCCCCCAUCCCCCUGAUGAGACUCAGCCCCUGGUGGUACUUCGCCAUGAUCUCCAUGUCUGGAGCCUUCUCUGUCACCUUCUCCGUCAUCUUCGCAUACGUGGCCGAUGUGACCGAGGAACGGGAGCGGAGCACCGCCUACGGCCUGGUGUCUGCCACCUUCGCUGCCAGCCUGGUGACCAGCCCGGCCAUCGGGGCGUACCUGUCUGCGUGGUAUGGGGACAACCUGGUGGUCCUGGUGGCCACGCUCAUCGCCCUGGCAGACAUCUGCUUCAUCCUGCUGGCGGUGCCCGAGUCGCUGCCAGAUAAGAUGAGGCUGAACACCUGGGGGGCACCGUUCACCUGGGAGCAGGCCGACCCCUUCGCUUCUCUGAGGAAGGUGGGUCAGGACUCCACGGUCCUGCUCAUCUGUAUCACUGUGUUCCUGUCCUACCUGCCCGAGGCCGGACAGUACUCCAGCUUCUUCCUCUACCUGAGACAGGUCAUCAAUUUCUCCUCGACAACCAUCGCUGUUUUCAUCGGUGUCGUUGGAAUCCUGUCCAUCGUAGCUCAGACGCUGUUCCUGACGCUGCUCAUGAGAACUCUGGGAAAUAAGAACACGGUCCUGCUGGGUCUGGGCUUCCAGAUCCUCCAGCUGGCCUGGUACGGCUUCGGAUCUGAGCCCUGGAUGAUGUGGGCGGCCGGCGCCGUGGCGGCCAUGUCGUCCAUCACCUUCCCAGCAGUCUCUGCUCUGGUGUCGCAGUCGGCCGAUCCUGACAAACAGGGUGUGGUCCAGGGGAUGAUCACGGGGAUCCGCGGUCUCUGUAAUGGUCUGGGUCCGGCGCUCUACGGCUUCGUCUUCUUCCUGUUCAACGUGGAACUCAACACCAUGGACCCGAUCCAGGACCAGUACAGCAUCGACCCGCUGCCCCUGCACGGGCCCACUGAGCGGGCGCUCAUCCCAGGCCCGCCCUUCCUGUUGGGGGCGUGUACCGUGGUCGUGGCCUUCCUCGUCGCUCUCUUCAUUCCAGAGAAACCCUCCUCCUCCUCUUCCUCCGCCUCUCAGCUGUCGCUCAGCGACAAGCCCCGCCCAGACAGUAAGGAGUCUCUGUCCUCAUUGGCUGGCAUUCACAUCAACACGCCACUCCCAGGCAGCGAUGAGGAGACCCCGCCCACUGCCAGCGACGAGGACUUUGAGCCGCUGCUGCAGGACAGCAUCGUGUGAUUGAUAGGUGGACAGGCCGCUGAGGGAGGGGCCAGUGUUACCUUUAUGACAAAGAACCAGUUGGAUGUUUUCAUUUUGCCAAGGGGGCGGGACUAACUGUUCUUCGAUUGCUAGAAGGCUGUGAUUGACAGUGACGAGCACCAGUCACAUCAUCCCUUUGCUUCACAGCUGAGAGGCGUCUCCCACUUCAACCAAUCAGGAUGCUUCUUUAAAGAAUGGGCGGAGCAAAGAGAUUGAUAAGUGGGUGGGUUGAUGAGAGGGGGCGUGGCCAGUACUGGGGAAAACCCACAAAAAAAAUCACUUGAAGAGAAAAAGAAUAUUUUUGAGGAUCGAUCUGAAGGAUUCUGGUUUAAAUGGUGGAUUGUUUUUUUCUUGUGAAGGCAUUUGGACCUUCACUGGUUUUUAAUGCAGUGUUUUUAUUUGGAUUCAUGGUUGUACAGACACUCAUACUGUGCGUUUCGUCAGUUGACGUCGGUGUUUCCUGUGUUUUUCUGGUGUUUUUAUUCGUCACCGAGUCGACGGAUUCUGAAUGUGAUGAAACGACGCUGGUUCUUCCUUUUUUUUUUUUCUUUUCCCUCAUGUUCUCUACCUCGAAUCAGCCUCAGUUUCAACCUGGAGUCUCACAGUUUUUAUUUGAUAUCAGUCACUUUAUCGGAGCUGGAGGUGGUAAAAACACGUCAGGAGUCCGAAACAGAAGCCGAUCCGAUCCAGUUCCAAAACAUCUACGUUUCCGUCACGUGUCGGUGAAAGAACAACAGCGUUUCUGACCCAACUUUAG